GUACAAUUUCCAUGACAUUAGAUAAUUGAAAUCAUAAUAGACAGGAUUAACUCGGGUAUUACAAUUCAAUAUUACAUUUUACGUCCGAAUACCGUCUGUUUACCCUAAGCCCCUGCCGUUUUCGCAAGCCAACUAACCGAAAUUUGAGUAUAGAUUUAGAAUCCGAUGUUCUUCCUUAAUAUUUUCGUUCAGGUUAGAAAGUGGCGACGGACUUGUAUGGCCAUUUUUCAAUUUUGAGAACCACUGGGCUAUCUUAUCAUUUAUUGCUAGCGGAAUAUACGUAAAUAUCGCAUACCGAAUCUUAUUGAGGUUUGUUGUUUUUGUUUGUAUUCAAAGUUUUGUGUGUUUUACUAUUUUAGAUUUUUUAAUAAUACACUCUUAAAAAUGGAUACUACAAGUACGGAUAUGGAAGUAGACGAAGUAAUAGAUAAUGUUUUAUCUACAAGUGUUACUGGCAGUGUUUCUGUAUCGUUACAUCCUCUGGUCAUUCUUAAUAUAUCCGAACAUUGGACUCGUUUAACAGCUCAAGUUGGUCAUUCAGUUCCCACCCUUGGAGCUCUGAUUGGUAAACAAAAAGACCGUACUCUUGAAAUAAUGAAUUCUUUUGAAUUGUCAUAUACUAUACUUGAUGAUUCAUCAUUGGUCAUUGAUAGAGAUUACUAUAACUCUAAAGAAGAACAGUUCAAACAAGUAAGUUAUUGGAUAAUUGCUUAACAUAGUGUAGUUUUAAAAUGUUGAGAUAUAAUUAACUGGUUAUAAUUUGUAUUAUUCUAGGUAUUUUGUGAUCUGGACUUUCUGGGAUGGUAUAUAACAGGUACAGGUUCAGAUAAACCUUCAUUACGAGACAUUGAAGUUCAUAAGCAAAUCACCAAUAUUGCUGAAAGUCCAAUAUUUUUAAAAAUGGAUCCUCAUGGUGGUCAUACUGAUUUACCAGUCAAAGUAUAUGAGUCCAUCAUUGAUAUAAUGAAUGGAGAAACAAAAACACUGUUUGUUGAGUUAUCUUACACACUAUCGACAGAAGAUGCAGAACGAAUUGGUGUUGACCAUGUUGCGCGUAUGUCUAGCAAUGAUGCACAAGAAAAUAGUUUGGUUGCUGAAACUUUAACUGUUCAGUUUAAUGCCAUCAAGAUGCUUCAUAGUAGAGUUAAAAUGUUACUUGAUUAUUUAAAAGAAGCUAAGAACUCUGAAAAACCAAUUAACAAUGAAAUACUGAGGUAAAUUAAUUGAUUUAAAAUAGUCAUUUUGCAAUUUAUUACAUUAUUACAUUAUUUUAUUUUGUAUUUGAUAGGGAACCACCAGGGGAAUUUCUCUGUGUGCUCCAUGAAACUCUUAUAUUAGUAUUGUAUAUCUUAAAAAAAAUUGAAGUUUAGAAACUAAUUUUAGCUUAAUUCAACCAUAAUAUUUUAUUACUCCAACAUUGGAGUACAAAUAUUUGAAUUUCAGGUGAAGGGGUGUGUAUAAAUUAAUAUUAUAACUCAAGACGACACUAUACCUAUAUGUGCUGAAUUAGUCCAACUAAUGGGUAAUAUAGCAAAAUUUACCUUCUGCAGACUCUGUAGAAAUCGCUUAAUUUUGGUUUUAGAGCAAAAUCAUCUCUCUUUUUCUAUGGUUUCAAUCCGUGGAUUGGUUUGCAGCAAUCUUCCAUUCUUCUCUAUUAUCCGCUUUCCUUUUCAUUUCUACGUAUGAGUUGCAUUCUUGGUCUUUUAUUAUCUGUUGUGUAUAUUCUAAUUUUGGUCUUCCCAUAUACGCUUCCUGCUAUAGUCAGUUUUAGUAAUCUAUCAUGUCACAUAUGACAUCUAUUCAUUUUGUCUUUUAGUACAUUAUUCCAUAGCUUCCCGUCAGUUAGUCUUUCCAUUACCACUACAUUGGUUACUCUGUCCAUCUAACUUACCUUUAACAUUAUUCUAUAGCACCACAUAUUUUUUGUUUUUAUUUCUAAACAAUAUAUUGAAUCUUAUACCUAGAAUAAUAAUAUAAAUAAUAAAAAAAAUGCUUCAUCUGGCAUUCCUGAAUAUUGUCCUCUUUUAACUUUAUAAUAGGUACUUUUACUCUAAAACCAAAAUUAAACAAGUUCUACGCAGACUGCGUAAGGGUAUAGGGUCCUCUCAAUUGGAGAAAACUAUUAUUAUUAUACAUUGAAACCUUUAUAUAUCAGAUAAUUAUGAGACUAUGAAAAAAAAAAAUAUCUGUUAUAGACAAGUGUCUGUAAUGUACAGGUGCAGAAGGUGGCAUUGCAAAGAAAAAAACAAAUGGACAUACUUUACAUGACUAGUGAGCCACUGUUCUAGGAGAGAAGUUGAGAAGGUAGAGGGGGAAUUUAAUGUAUACCUUGUGUACACCUGUAAUAAUUAACUAUUGCUAACGAAAAACAAUUUUCAGCAGAGUUCAGUUAUAACGUUUUAAAAGGCUGUAAUAUUUACAAUUUUAAAAUAAUACAUUUCGUGCAUUUUUCUGUUUUUCCCAAUUUAUUAUAAAAACCCCUGGGGAAAUCAAAAAAUAAUCUCACUCCUCUCAGAAUUUUAAAUUUAAAAUGAAAAAAAAUCUACCUAUAAACUAUAAUUAAUUAUUCAGUGGUGGCGUGUAAAUUACGUACCAAAAACAACAUUAUAAUAAUACAAUUUUAACUCCAAUACCCACACAAUAUUUGUAUAAAACGCUUAGUAUUAAAACCUUAGUUUUAAUUAUUAUCCUUGUUCUAUGAUACCAUUAAUAUUUGAUAUUAGAAUAUUAUAUUUUAACAAUUUAUAUUUAUUUAUGAUAUAUAAUACUAGUAUAGAUAUGUAUUAUAAUUUAUUUUCUAAUUUUCUAUGAAGAAAAAUUCAGUUGACAUUUUAAAAUCAUAAAUACAUACAUGGACAUAAUAUACUUACCUAUUACAUUAUUUUAAUGUAAGACUAAUUUGAGAUAGAAACUUAAAUUGUUUAAUUGUGUUUAAAAAUAUCAAGCACAAAAAUAGAUUAUACAUUAAUAUACAUUUUAAUUUUUUUUUUACGUGGUAUAUUAUCAACCCAGAUUCAAUUUGUUCAAAGAGCAAUGAUUGUGCCACUUAUUAUCUUAUUAACUUUUUUAAUAUUUGUUAACAAUAUACUUUUUAUUGGACAUAAUUGUUGAAUAAGAAACAAAGCAACUUUUUAUUCAAUGCUUAGUUAAAAAUAACAGAAAUAAAUUUAAAAACUAAAAUUAAAAUAUUUAGAACUUAAAAUUGGUACCUUAUUAUUAUUUACCUCCUACUUGAUAUGGGAAUUCAUCAAAUAUAUUGAUUGAAAAAUCUAAACAUGAUUGAAUUAUUUUUCUAAGUUACAUAUUGUUUAUUAUAUACAAAAUGUAAACAUUUCAUUUAUAAUGGUAUAGAUGCAUAAUAUAAAAUGUCAAUUGGUCAAAAUUCAAAAAAAGAGCUCAUUAAUUUUCAUCAGGGCAUUUAUUUCAUUGUUAUUCCUUAAAAAUACUGUAAUUUUUGAUUCAGUAAUAAACUGUUAAAAAAACUAAUACUCUAGUUAAUAAUUUAACAUAAAACACAAUUUGUAAUUAUCAAUAACUUUUUUUAUUUAGUGUUGUUAUAAAACUAUAAUAAUAAAUAAUAACCAGAAAUAUUAAAAUAAUAAAACAAAUAAUCAUUUCAAUAACAAAUUAAGUAAUGAAGCUGUAUCUUAUUUUCUAAAACAAAAAAAUAUAUAUAUUAUAUUUAACUUAUUUUUAUUUUGUAGGGAAUACAUAUCGUUGUGCCACAGACUGCCAGUUAUGGAAUCUGGAGAAUUCUACAGGGAUUUGUAUACACAUUGCAAUGAUGUAGCUCUGAUUGCUUAUUUGGGAGUAAUAACCAAAUGUAGUAAUGAAGUAAAUGAUUACUGUAACAAAUUCAAUGCACUCUAUGAUCGUCAAGUUGUUGGUAGAAAAGUUAAACCUUUGUUUUUGUAAAUUUUUUUUUUGUUAUCUUGUAUUUAAAAAUCCGAUAAAAUUUGCAAUAAUAGUAUACAUUUAUUAAAAACGUAUACAUAUGUAAAUUGGUUUUGACAGUUCAAACUACAAUGUAAAGAUAAAAAUAAAACCUUUAUAAUUUUAAAUAAAUAUACAAUAUGAGUGAACUUAUCAAUAUUUUCAUUUAUUUUUCAUUACAACACUUAUCAAGCAUAGCUCUAAAUUUCACAUCAAAAUAUGUGUGCAUAUUCCCUAAAUUAUAAUUAGUAUUUAACAAGCUAUAAAUUUAAUUUACAAACAAUACAAACCCAUGUACCAAAAAUGUUGAGAUCGCAUAAUAUUAAUAGGAAUUAAAUUUUGUUUCUUUAGAGUUAGGAUUUAACAUUUGAAGAAAAUGAAAUUAUCAGUCAAAAGAAAUAUUACAAAUUAAGCUUGAUAUGUGGAGCAUUUAAAAAUAAAAAUAAAAAAAGGUGCUUUUUAAAAAUAUUUGUCUACUUGCUUGUAAAACUUCAGGUUAUUGUCAUCUUUAUUUUCUAAUGAUUAAAAAACCAGCUUAGGUUUUAUUUUAAUGAUAUUUAUAUAUUAUAUAAUAUUAAUUUCAGCAACAUUUAAUGGCCUAAUUUCUACAUAUAUGUAUAUUAUAUUUAUUAUUAAUGUAAAGAUGUACAUUAUUUUUGUUUAGUAAUAAUUAAUAGUACACAGCAUUUAAGGACAAAAACAAUCAGUCCAUUAUUAAAAUGUAUUUAAGGACUAUUUUCUAUAAUAUUAUCUACACCUAUUUAAAUAAGUGGUAUCUCAAAAUGAGUAAACUAAAGUUAAUUUGUAGGCUUUAUUGUUUCCCUAAGUAGCUAUUAAAUUCACAAUUCAAUAUCUUAAUAAUUAAUUAGUAAGGGUUGUUUAUGGUUCGGUUGUCAAUGGUUGGUGAUAAUAACGACUGUAAACUAGUCGAUAGAGCAUAAUAUUUUAUAGUGUGUGGUGACUGUAAAUGUCGAUGUGGUAUAACUUCACGCACUCCAGGAUUUGUUAACUCUUCCUAAAUUGUAAAAAACAAAUUUAUUUUUUAUUUAUUAAUAUUAAUACUAUGUUAAACCUGUAGCGUGAAGACUUCUUCUCAGGAUUGGGUUAAUUUCAUUUUACGACCAGUAAUGGUGCCCACUAGUGAUUUCAAUGUAGAACUGAUACCUUUUCUUGAUAUGCCAUUUAAAUUUGGACUAUUAAUAUUGUGACUCAAAGACAUACUUGGAUUCAGACCUUGUGGAUGUGCAUCUAAGCAUUUCUGAUAUCUUAGCUAUAAAAAAUAAUAAUUAUAACUAUUUUUUUGCAUUAAUCAUUUUUAAGAUUGACAUACUUUGCAUGCAGCUUCAAUAGUUUUACAGAGUGUUCCAGCAGAUGGUUCACACUCAAAUACAUGUGCGAUGAACAGAUCUUGAGUGGUAUGCAUAAUAAAAGCACAUUGUUUUACAUUUUUGCCUAUUCCCAAAAAUGAUAAGUACCUCACACGACAUUCUACCACUUGAUCUCCUUCAUCCUGAAAAC
Cinara cedri is the source of this 5451-nucleotide messenger RNA. The record is from the annotation of a GenBank genome assembly. Lineage: Eukaryota; Metazoa; Arthropoda; Insecta; Hemiptera; Aphididae.